AUGCCAGUAAAACAUUUUGAAGAUGUUCACCAGAUGGAUUUCUGGAAUCAUACAGUCAAAACCUUUGGUCCCUUGAUGCUUGGGCUUAGGUCCCUUAACAUAAGAAUCCAGGUCACUCAGGUUCCACCCUUAGCAGUGGAAUCACUCCUGAAUGUAGAUACUGGUCAAUCCGAGGGAUCUAAAUGGAGAAGUGCGUACGCUACUUUAAAAUUAAAACAGAAUAUGAGUGCAGAGGAACGAAGAGCUUGUCAAGCUGGCGAUGAAUUAAUUGAGCGGGCGAAAUUGAACGAAAAGUUUUUCCUCAGCAGCUCCAAACAAAACGAGCAUCUUGAUUGUAUUCUCGAUUAUAAGGAAGGUCUUAAAGAAAAGCUUCAACUUAUUGCUACUGCUGCCUACACUGGUGUAACUACCACAGGGCAGCCUACCAUGAAAUAUCUGCUUCAUACUAAAGCAGGAAUCAUCAAGACCCUCGAAUUUAUCGAGGCGACGAGAAUAGCCACCAGAUCAUGGCAUCUCAAUAGAAUGCAUGAAGAAGAAGAGGAAGAAGGCGGAGAAGAAGGGGGGUGGACCGGAAGAUUGUGA
Messenger RNA from Sclerotinia sclerotiorum 1980 UF-70, 582 nucleotides. RefSeq lists its product with no specific name. The record is from RefSeq and is a predicted model, not a curated record. The transcript has a single exon. The coding region runs from base 1 to 582 and encodes 193 amino acids. Lineage: Eukaryota; Fungi; Ascomycota; Leotiomycetes; Helotiales; Sclerotiniaceae.